AUGCUAGGUGCUUUCAUAGGCAUUUUCUCUACCAUAGUCCCUACCAACCGGCUGCCCCCGGGAAUUUCUGCAACUUCGACACCCAGCCCAAGUGCCCUCUCCUUCUCCCCUGACUUCGCGGCCCUUGUAGCAGCCCGGCCACACAGCACAGAGCACAUUGCCCUGGGCGGACAGGCGGCUGCCGCGAGCGCGCCGGUGCCCAGCAGGUGGCGCCGCAGCGGCGAAGCCCCGGGCCCUGCCCGCCGGUCCGGGAGCCGCGGGGGGGCGCGCGCUCACGCAGCGCCCCUUCCUUCCUUCCGCCGCCGCGGCCCGGCCGGCCGGGCUCCGCGCGCUCCCGUGCGCCCCGGGCGCGUGUCCGCCGCGUCCCCGUCCCCCGGCGCCGUGGCGCUCCCCGGGGCCCGCGCCCGAGGCUGGGCGGCGGCGGCGGCGGCCAGAGCGGCCCAGAGGCGCCGCCGCGCGGAGGGCGCGCGAGGACCCCCGAGCCCGCGCGCGGCGCUUUACGUGCACUGGCCCUACUGCGAGAAGCGCUGCAGUUACUGCAACUUCAACAAGUACAUCCCCCGUGGCGUGGAGGAGGCCGCCGUGCGGAGCUGUCUGGUGACUGAGGCGCAGACUCUGCUGCGACUCAGCGGCGUGCGGAGGGUGGAAUCUGUGUUCUUUGGUGGGGGCACCCCCAGUCUGGCCAGUCCCAGCACCGUAGCCGCUGUCCUGGAGGCGGUGGACCAGGCAGCUCACCUGCCUGCAGACUCGGAAGUCACAUUGGAGGCCAACCCCACUUCGGCUCCAAGCUCCAGGCUGGCGGCCUUUGGGGCAGCAGGGGUCAACAGGUUGUCCAUCGGCCUCCAGUCCCUGGAUGACACUGAGCUCCAGCUGCUGGGGCGAACACACUCAUCCAGGGAUGCUCUCCAGACACUGGCAGAGGCACGGCGCCUCUUCCCUGGGCGUGUAUCUGUGGACCUGAUGCUGGGGUUGCCCGCGCAGCAGGUGGGGCCAUGGCUGAGGCAGCUGCGGACACUGCUGGGCUGCUGUGAUGAUCACAUCUCCCUCUACCAGCUGACUCUGGAGCGGGGCACUGAGCUCUUCACCCAGGUGCAACGGGGUACCCUUUCUGCCCCUGACCCUGAGCUCGCUGCUGAGAUGUACCAGGAGGGACGGGCGCUGCUUCGAGACGCUGGCUUCCGCCAGUAUGAGGUCUCCAACUUUGCCCGGAAUGGGGCGCUUAGUACCCACAAUUGGACUUACUGGCAGUGCGGUCAGUACCUUGGCGUGGGGCCUGGGGCCCAUGGGCGAUUUGCACCCCAGGGGGCCGGGGACCACACCCGAGAGGCUCGGAUUCAGACCCUGGAGCCGGACAACUGGAUGAAAGAAGUGAUGCUGUUCGGGCAUGGCACCCGGAGACGCAUCCCCCUGAGCAAGCUGGAGCUGCUGGAGGAAGUUUUGGCCAUGGGGCUACGUACAGACGUGGGGAUCACUCACCAGCACUGGCAGCAGUUUGAGCCCCAGCUGAGCCUAUGGGACGUGUUUGGAGCAAGCCAGGAGGUGAAGGCUUUGCUGGCGCAGGGCAUCUUGCUGCUGGAUCACAGGGGUCUUCGGUGUUCCUGGGAAGGUCUGGCUGUGCUAGACUCUCUGUUGCUGACCCUCCUGCCUCGACUCCAAGACGCCUGGCAGCAGAGAGCCCCUUCUCUUGUGCAAGGAGAAUGACCAAACGUUCCUGUGUCCCGGUGCCAUGCCAGAGAGAGAGAGCGCAAGAGCACACGCACCAGCAGGAAGAGCAGCAGAGGGAGAGGGAGAAGCAGACUCCCCACUGAGCAAGGAGUCUGAUGCGGUGCUCAAUCCCAGGACCCUGAAAUCAUGACCUGAGCUGAAGGCAGAUGCCUAACAGACUGAGCCACCCAGGCGCCCUUGUUCUUUUUUUAAAAAGCUUCCUUCCUUUGUGUUCAUUUUUAUGACACUAGAUUUUUGAGAGUCAAGGCCAUUGUCUUAUAGAAUGUCCCACGUUCUGGGUGUAUCUGUUUCCUAAUGACUGGGUUUAGGUAAAAUAUUUUUGGCAAGCAUACAUAUAGAUAUUGUGUAGCUCAAGGUACAUCCUGUCAGCUCAGCCCACUAUCAAUAAUACUAAUUUUGAUUACUUGAUUAAAGUGGUGGAUGCCCAAUCUGUCCGUCAUGCAAGUACAUUUUUCACUUUGAAAUUGAUAGAUUAUCAGUAGAGUGAUACCUGGAAACCAAACAAAUGCCCUGUUCCCUGACAAACAUUGCUUCAGUAAGUUUAGUGUUUACUGAUGAUCCUUGCCUAAAUCAGUGACUAGACUGGGAGGUACAAAAUGUUCAGUUGUGACUCUAAUAUACUGUCUACGUUUGUAACUGAUACACUUCCAUUAAAAAAAAGGAGCUUUCCAUUUUUUGAAA
Molecule: messenger RNA, 2406 nt
Organism: Canis lupus familiaris (dog)
Lineage: Eukaryota; Metazoa; Chordata; Mammalia; Carnivora; Canidae
Gene: RSAD1
Product: radical S-adenosyl methionine domain containing 1
Exons: 12
Coding region: 1-1701 (566 amino acids)
Biological process (GO): porphyrin-containing compound biosynthetic process
Cellular component (GO): cytoplasm
Molecular function (GO): 4 iron, 4 sulfur cluster binding; coproporphyrinogen oxidase activity
Source: RefSeq, a predicted model, not a curated record